Molecule: messenger RNA, 696 nt
Organism: Parnassius mnemosyne (clouded apollo)
Lineage: Eukaryota; Metazoa; Arthropoda; Insecta; Lepidoptera; Papilionidae
Source: the annotation of a GenBank genome assembly
AUGCUUGGAGUAAGUUCUUUGUUGCUAAAAGAACUGGUUAUUGAAGAUCUUAAAGAAUAUCGCGAUUCGAUGAGAAUGACAGAAGAAUCCUUCAAUUGGUUACUAAACAAAGUAAGGCCUGCUAUAGAAAAAAAUGAUACUCACAUGAUCAGUGCAAUACCGGCCAAAAUAAAACUCCAAGCAAUUAUUUAUAUGCUUGCAACAGGAAAUAAUUUGAGGAGCCUAUCUCAUUUUUUCAGAAUAGCUAAAUCUAGCCUUUCGUUAAUGAUUCCUGUAAUUUGUGAUGCCAUCUACAAUGCUUUGGAGGAAUUUAUACAGGUACCAAGAUACUCUGAAGAGUGGGAGGCAAUUGCAAAUGGCUUUAGAAAAUCUUGGAACUUUCCUGGGUGUUGUGGAGCAAUUGACGGCAAGCACGUCGUCAUUAAAGCUCCAUUUGAAACAGGAAGCUAUUUCUAUAAUUACAAGCAACAGAAUAACCUUGUAUUAAUGGCUUUGGUAGAUGACAACUAUUGUUUUUCAUAUAUCGAUAUCGGGUGCAAUGGUAGAAUAUCCGAUGGAGGAGUUUUCCGAAACUGCAACUUAAGUGAUAUUUUGGAAAAUGGCUUGCUACCAGAAUCUCAUGUUAUAGUCGGAGAUGCUGCCUUCCCUCUGAAGCCUUAUUUGAUGAAGCCAUUCGGAGGACAAAAUUUAACAUAA